Messenger RNA from Mercurialis annua (annual mercury), 2366 nucleotides. RefSeq names its product polyadenylate-binding protein 5-like. NCBI's taxonomy places the organism in Eukaryota, Viridiplantae, Streptophyta, Magnoliopsida, Malpighiales, Euphorbiaceae. The coding region runs from base 185 to 2107 and encodes 640 amino acids. The record is from RefSeq and is a predicted model, not a curated record. The transcript has 7 exons. Gene Ontology annotation, cellular component: ribonucleoprotein complex. Gene Ontology annotation, molecular function: RNA binding.
UCUCUCAAAAACACCAAAAAAAUUAAAAACCAAAAAAAAUAAAAAUCAAUUUUUUUUCCUUAUUUAGAGUUAUCAAAUAAUUAAUUACAGUUGUUAGGUCAAAUUUGUUUAUUCUUUUGAUUUUGUCCUGAAUUAGGAGAAAUUUGAGUUAAUAUUAUUAUUUUUAUUAAUUAUAAUAAUAUUUAUGGCGGCAACCAGUGUGGCUUUGGCAACAGCAGUGGCUGCAGUGGCGCCAACAGUGAACGGAGCGGCGGGAGUGAUGAAUGGCGGUGGUUUUGGGAAUAUGUCAUUGUACGUAGGGGAUCUGGAGGAUAAUGUGAAUGAUGGACAAUUGUAUGAUCUGUUUAGUCAGAUUGCUAGCGUGGUUUCUGUUAGGGUUUGUAGAGAUCAAACUAAACAGUCAUCUCUUGGUUAUGCUUAUGUCAAUUUCACUUCUCCUCAAGAUGCUGCAAAUGCUAUGGAGUCCUUGAAUUACACUCCUUUGAAUGGGAAGCCUAUUCGAAUAAUGUUUUCUCAUCGUGAUCCUAGUAUUAGAAAAAGCGGGCAGGGCAAUAUUUUCAUCAAGAACCUCCACGCAUCAAUUGAUAACAAGGCAUUGUACGACACUUUUGCUGCCUUCGGAAGAGUUCUUUCAUGCAAAGUUGCCAAUGAUUUUAAUGGCCAAUCAAAAGGUUACGGUUUUGUGCAGUUUGAAGAUGAGGAAGCAGCAGAAAGUGCUAUUAAAUUCUUAAAUGGCAUGCUGCUAAAUGAUAAACAAGUCUAUGUUGGACAUUUUGUUCGACAACAGGAGAGGAUUCGGACUAGUAGUUCAACAAAGUUCACUAAUGUUUUUGUUAAAAACUUAUCCGAGACAACAACUGACGAGGACCUUCAGAAGUUUUUUGAUUCUUAUGGGACCAUCACUAGUGCAGUUGUUAUGAAGGAUCAAGCAGGGAAUUCAAGAGGCUUUGGCUUUGUGAACUUUCAGGACCCGGAUUCUGCUGCUGUUGCUGUUGAGAAAUUAAACGGCCUAGUUAAUGAUGACAAAGCUUGGUAUGUCGGCAGGGCCCAGAGGAAAUCAGAAAGAGAGGCAGAGCUGAAAGCCAAAUUUGAACAGGAAAGAAUAAGUAGAUAUGAAAAAUUGAAGGCUGCAAAUUUGUAUUUGAAAAAUCUCGAUGACAGUGUCGACGAUGAAAAGCUGAAAGAAUUUUUUUCUGAAUUUGGGAUAAUAACAUCAUGCAAGGUCAUGAUCGAUCAUAGAGGGAUGAGUAAGGGCUCAGGUUUUGUUGCGUUUGCUACACCUGAGGAAGCUUCAAGAGCUCUGAAUGAAAUGAAUGGAAAGAUGAUUGGGAGGAAACCUCUUUUCGUUGCUGUUGCCCAACGCAAAGAUGAAAGGAAGGCUCGACUACAGGCUCAAUUUUCUCAAAUUCGAGGCCCUAGUGCGUUGGCACCUUUGCCUUCAGGUAUUCCUGGAUAUCAUGCAGGAGCACCGAGGCUUGCACCGCAGCAUCUUUACUUUGGUCAAGGGACUCCAGGCAUGAUGUCCCCUCAGCAUGCAGGCUAUGGCUUCCCACAGCAACUCUUGCCUGGUGUCCGCCCUGGCGUUGCUCCGAACUUUAUGAUGCCGUAUCACCUUCAAAGACAGGGUCAACCUGGGCAGCGGUUUGGAAUGCGUCGUGGAGGGAACGGUCAACAGCAGCCACAGCAUCAGCAACAGUUACCUCACCGUAACAACAACCAAGGGUUAAGAUAUGUUGGCAGUGGAAGGAACAACAUAGAUUCAUCUGUUGUUACACAAGGUCAUGUGGGCCCGAUGGUGCCAUUACCUGUAGAGGUUUCAGGGGCUCCAAAUGAUGUUCAGCGACCCAUUACCAUCUCAACUCUUGCAUCUGCAUUGGCAUCUGCUGCUCCAGAGAAACGUACUGAGAUGCUGGGUGACCAUCUUUAUCCCCUUGUGGAGCGACUUCAGCCUGAACAUGUGGCAAAGGUUACUGGGAUGCUACUGGAGAUGGAUCAAACAGAGGUAUUGCAUCUUAUCGAGUCUCCAGAUGCCCUGAAAAAGAAGGUGGGUGAAGCAAUGCAUGUCCUUCGAGAAGCUACCGCUAAUGUCGGCGAUCAGCUUGGCUAACUGGGGCUGAGUGAGUGAAGUGACCUUAUUUUUAUGGCUAACUUCAUUGUUUUGGUGGUUUUGAGCCAUUAUCUUACAGGGCAAUGAGGAGUCAUUGAUUUGGGACCAUCUCCUAAACUAUUUUUUUAUAGGAUCAGUUUCUUUGAAAUUUUUUUAGACUUUUGAUCUGGGAUAGAGAAAUUAAAAGAUUUUCUGGAUGUUUCUUUAGAUAUUUGUUUCUGUUUGACAAUGCUAUAGAUAAUGGGUUUCUUUUUUGGAA